CAACAUUGCGGAGCUUAGCAGUUAGCCGUUGCUAGGUUCUGCGUUACCUUACGUUAGCUGAGCUAGCGAGCAGGCUAAUGCAUGCUAACAUAAGGAGUCUUUGGUGUAGCUGGGACUUUAUGUUGCUUAUACUUGCGCUUAUAAACCCAUUAGCCGUGCACUGUGAUAUUUCAUAAUACAGAUAUUAUCGUAUUUUGCUUACAUUUUGGGUAACGUGUUAGUUGAAGAACCCGUUGCUGUAAUGUUAGCGCCAUACUGUCCCGUCUGGUCACAUAACGUUAACCUAAUGUUGUUAGCGAAUGCACUGUCAUCAAGAAGAAGACAGAAAGUCUGAGGCCUUAGACCAUAAACCAAUCACCAAGUUAGCUAACUGGCAGGCUACUUGCUAGCUAGAGUUAAGUUACGGUAUGUUAACUGCAAACCAGAUGGGACUGUAAGUGUGCCUCAGUUAUAACGUUAGUUGUAGCAGCUGUAUCUUGUUUAAUCACCUCAGAAGUUGCUGUUCUGGAUUUCAAACAUUAGCAUAACACAGUUAAAUAGCCCCAACAGGGCAAAGUAAAAUGAUUUAGUAAUUUGCUUUACCCUGUUUAAAGUAGGACAACAAAGAUAACGUUAGCGUUAACGUUACUUGUUAAAUUGUCCCGAGUGGGCAGGCUAGUUCGACUCUGCCGUGAGGACACACACUGAUCUUCCAGGCAGUCAGGUGGUACUAAUACCUGUCAGACCAACCAUUAUCAACACUUAGAGCUGAUACUUGCUAUUGCCAGACCAGUUGGUUUGUUUGUUCAGGCCUGGGUUUGGUUAGUAAAUGUUACCUUUUGUGGAUAAUUUCUCUGUACUUUGAAGCUUUUUGUUGCAAGAUGUCAGAUCAGUCCCAACAGAGGAAAUUCCCUCAAUACUUGUGUACCUACUAUUCAACGUUUGCCAAAUAAGGCGUUUUUUUUGUUUUUUUCCCUUCAAAGGAAAUGUGUGAGCUGUGAUGCAUGUUUAAAAGGGAACUUUAGAGGAAGACGGUUCAAGUGUUUAAUUUGCUACGAUUACGACCUGUGCGCAUCGUGCUACGAGAGCGGAGCCACAACAACAAGACACACCACAGAGCACCCCAUGCAGUGUAUAUUAACCAGGGUAGACUAUGAUCUGUAUUAUGGAGGAGACACUUUUUCAGUAGAGCAACCCCAGUCAUUCACAUGUCCUUACUGUGGCAGGAUGGGCUUCACAGAGACGUCCCUACAAGAGCAUGUCACCUCUGAACAUGCAGAGACUUCCACCGAAGUGAUCUGUCCAAUAUGUGCUGCCUUGCCAGGAGGGGACCCCAACCAUGUCACAGAUGACUUUACAGCUCACCUUACACUUGAACACAGAGCGCCAAGAGAUUUAGAUGAGUCCAGCAGUGUUCGACAUGUACGCAGGAUGUUCCACCCUGGACGAGGACUGGGCGGACCCAGAGCACGACGGACAAAUAUGCACUUUACUAGUGGCUCCACAGGGGGACUUUCAUCCUCUUCAUCACAGAGCUCCACGUACACACCCAGUAACAGAGAGGCAAUGGACCCAAUUGCAGAGUUGUUGUCUCAGCUGUCAGGUGUGCGGCGUGCGGCGGGGGGGCAAAUAAAUUCAUCAGGGCCUUCAGCCUCCCAGCUCCAGCAGCUCCAGAUGCAACUGCAAUUGGAGCGGCAGCAGGCUCAGGCAGCACGACAGCAAGUGGAGACGGGCCGCCACGCAACGCGACGCAGCAAUAACCCAGGCAACUCUGGCGCCACCAACCCUCCAUCCAACACAGGAACUGCCAACACUGCCACCGUGGGUGAAAGCAAUCCCUCAUCCUCGUCCCACAGCUCCCAGUUCCUAUUAGCACGGUUGAAUGAACCUAAGAUGUCCGAAGCAGAGCGGCAGUACCUUGAAGGAGAGCGCGCAGACCGCAGCCUGUUUGUCCAGGAGCUGCUUUUGUCCACACUGAUGCACGAAGAGAGCUCUUCUUCCGAUGAGGAAGAGCGCCGAGACUUCGCCGACUUUGGAGCCAUGGGCUGUGUGGAUAUCAUGCCUUUAGAUGUGGCGUUGGAGAACCUCCAGCUUAGAGAGCUCAGCUCUACGGGGAAGGAGCCUCCGCCGCCUCCUCUUUGAUGUCCGGGCAUCAAGCAGACUGUGUCCUCUCUGCUGCAACUGUCAGUGAUGGGCAGCAAACAGCAGCAGUCCUCCCUGGCCUCACUCUCCUUUCUCCUUCCUCUAUUUUCUGAGUUUGUUUUUGGUGAUUGUAAUUUCAGGCCUGUCACCAGUUUUGUUACAUUGUAAACAAAAAUAAAUGAGAGCAAGUGGGAUAAAUGUGCGAGUGCGCAAUAGCAACUGAGUGAGCGAACGAGAGAAGAGAAAUAUAUAAAUAUAUAUAAAAUAUAUAUGAAGUUGAUAAUCAAUCCACAUAACUUUUCUUUUCUUUAUCAGGUAAAUGUUACAGGCAGCUGUGGCAGACCUUUGCUUCCUGUGACAUGCAAAUGGCUCCAUAUAAAUACUCCACAUUCACAAGUCAAGAGGGCAUAGGCUCCUCUGAUGAAGCUGCUGUGUGUUUAUGACUAUUAAUAAAUAAAAAGUGCUUGGAUGGGUUACCAUAA
Micropterus dolomieu (smallmouth bass) is the source of this 2603-nucleotide messenger RNA. RefSeq names its product potassium channel modulatory factor 1 (gene kcmf1). Gene Ontology annotation, molecular function: zinc ion binding. The record is from RefSeq and is a predicted model, not a curated record. The coding region runs from base 1105 to 2121 and encodes 338 amino acids. Lineage: Eukaryota; Metazoa; Chordata; Actinopteri; Centrarchiformes; Centrarchidae. Gene Ontology annotation, biological process: synaptic signaling. The transcript has 7 exons. Gene Ontology annotation, cellular component: plasma membrane.